Lemur catta (Ring-tailed lemur) is the source of this 2258-nucleotide messenger RNA. RefSeq names its product ataxin 7 like 2 (gene ATXN7L2). The record is from RefSeq and is a predicted model, not a curated record. NCBI's taxonomy places the organism in Eukaryota, Metazoa, Chordata, Mammalia, Primates, Lemuridae. The transcript has 10 exons. The coding region runs from base 8 to 2185 and encodes 725 amino acids.
GGCGGUGAUGGCGGUGCGUGAACGCGCGGCGGCAGCAAUGGCCGCUCUGGAGCGGCGGGUGCCGAGUCUCGAUGACUUCGCGGGACAGAGCUGGAGCUCGUGGGUGGAGCGGGCCGACCUGCCCGCGGCCGACGGGGCUGAGCUGGAGGAGAGUAGCAAAAACACAAAGAAGUUGGAUGCCAUGACCCUCAUUAAAGAAGACAUGUCUAUCUUCGGGCACUGCCCUGCCCAUGACGACUUCUAUUUGGUUGUGUGUAACCACUGCAGCCAAGUGGUGAAGCCUCAAGCUUUCCAGAAGCACUGCGAAAGAAGACAUGGGCCCCUCAGCAAGCUUUAUGCCCGGGCCCCACCCCCACCUCCAGCCCCUGCCAGCUCUCAGAAAUGCCAUGUAGUGAAUGGGCAGGGCCCAGCUUGUAGGGCCCAAGGUUCCACCAAAACCUCCUCCAGGGAGAAGGGCCAGGGGUCCCGGAACCGUGGCCACCAGCCUCCUGAGAAGACCCAGAAGGACAACCUCUGCCUUUUCGUGCCUGUGGUGAAUCUGGAGAAGAUGUCCAGUCUCCCGAAGCCUGAUGGACACGGAAUCAGGGUGGCCCCGCCCUCUGCUUUUCUCAGCCAGCCAGGCAGCCUCACCAAGGACUCCCUUGGAAAAACCCCCGUGGCUCCCCCUUCUAAAGAACCUCCUGGCAGAGAGAGCAUCAAGAUAAUCCCCAGUGAGGGGUCCAGUCACCGGACCGAAGGCAGCCCUCCUGAAAAGGAGCCUGGUGGGGCCAGGCUGCCCCCCAAAACCCACCGGAAGAUGGCUCGAAAGGAGUGCGACCUCAACAGGCAGUGUGGGGUAAUAAAUCCAGAGACCAAAAAGAUCUGUACCCGUCUGCUGACUUGCAAGAUCCACUCAGUACACCAGCGCCGGGAGGUCCAGGGCCGUGCCAAGGACUUUGACGUGCUAGUGGCAGAGCUGAAGGCCAACUCCCGCAAAGGGGAGUGUCCCAAGGACAAGAGCCCAGGGCGCAAGGAGCAAGCUCUCGAGCGCCCCUCCCAGGAGCUCCCGUCCUCAGUCCAGGUUGUGGCAGCGGUGGCUGCUCCCAGCAGCACCUUCUCUGCUCGUGUCAAGCAGACCUACCCAUACUGUGCACUGCCCAGGUCCCGGGCCUCCUCUGAGAGUGAGUUGGAUGAUGAAGGCCCCUGUGGUGGUGAUGGGGACCCAGGCCUGUUCCCUUUCCCCCUGCCCCGGGGUGGGGCCCAGGCCUCCAGUGAGGAGAGUGAGGAGGAGGGGACAUCUGACGACCUCCACCUCCCCCCUGACUGCCAUUAUGCAACCCGGCCCCCACGGCCACAGGCGUUCUGUACCUUUGGGAGCCGGCUGGUGAGCCCAGGAUGCUACGUGUUUAGCCGCCGGCUGGACCGGUUCUGUUCAGCACUGAGCUCCAUGCUGGAACGGCACCUCAGCUCACACAUGUGGAAGAAGAUCCCACCAGCCGCUGAACCUCCAUCCCAUCUUGUCAGUUCCCCCUUAUCUGCUCCCUUGAGCCCAUCCUCUAUGGGCAGCUGCCCCCGCCUUCCAGGCCCACCCCCAAGACUUGCCUGCCCAGCUUCCACACUCCCGACCAAGGACAGCCUUGUCCCCAGCUACCCUGCAGGCUCCCCCAGUGUGGCAGCCGCCUGCAGCCAGGCGGAGUGCAUGGGUGGGAGCCAGGCUAUCACCUCACCACUGCCUGCCAACACGCCAUCCCCGUCCUUCAGCAAGCUGCCGCCUUCCAAGGCCAGCAAGUCAUCCAAAGCCAAGGACGGGGCAGAGGUGGAAGCCCCUUCUCGAAAGCGGAAGUUAUCCCCUGGCCCCACCACUUUCAAACGGACCUGCAUCCUGGAGCCCACUGGAAAAGGCAAACCCUCUGGCUGCCGGGGUCUCUCGGCCAAGACUAAAACAGCCCUGAGCAUGGGGCUUAACGGGACAGUGGGGCCAAGGGUGAAGCGGGCAGGGCCCCUGGACUGUCGGGGUUCCCCUCAUCAGCCCCCCACACCGGUCAAGGCUUCUCAGCUGGAGAACCGGGCAGUGGCUGGACACCCAGCCAAGGCCCUGCCGACCAGCUGCCUCUCUGAGGAGGAGGUAGCCAAGAAGCGGAAAAACCUGGCCACUUACUGCCGGCCAGUGAAGGCCAAGCACUGUCAGGCCGGUGCCCCCGGCUGAUGUGGCCUGCUCUGUGCGCCGCAAGAAGCCGGGCCCAGCCCUGGCCUUUGAGGAGAAGUGCUCUACACUGAAG